AUGGCUUCGACUGAGGAGAAAGUUUCAAGUGAGAAUAAUGUUGAAAUAAGAAAAGAAGAAAUUGAAAAGAAUUUAUUAUAUGUUAGAAAAUGUAUUGAAGCAAUUACUCAAAGACAAAAAGAGGUUAGGUUAGUUGCCGUUAGUAAGUACAAACCAGCUUCAGAUAUUCGCUUUGCUUAUGAAUUUGGACAAAGGCAUUUUGGUGAAAAUUAUGUGCAAGAAUUAAUUGAAAAAAGUAAAAUGUUACCAUCAGAUAUUCAAUGGCAUUUUAUAGGAACGUUACAAAAAAUACCAAAUUUAUGGGCAGUAGAGACAAUCGAUAGUAAAAAAAAAGCAGAAUUAAUGAAUAAGGCAUGCGUAUCGAGAGAUGAUAAAUUAAAAAUAUUUCUUCAAGUGAAUACAAGCGGAGAAGAAUCCAAAAGUGGAAUUGAACCAAAUAAAUGUUUAGAAUUAUUAAAUUAUAUUAAAGAUAAUUGUAAUAAAUUGGAAUUAUUAGGGUUGAUGACUAUCGGAGCUCCUAACAGGAAUAAUUAUAAUGAAGGUCAACCAAACCCUGAUUUUAUAGCAAAAGAAUUUAGGAAGGAAAGAGGAAUUGAACUAGAAUUAAGUAUGGGAAUGUCUAAUGAUUUUGAAGAAGCUUUAAAGUUAGGAGCUACGAGUGUUCGAAUUGGAAGUACUAUUUUUGGUGCAAGACCAGUAAAACAAGAAUCAGGACAAGAUAAAGUAUAA
Molecule: messenger RNA, 729 nt
Organism: Funneliformis geosporum
Lineage: Eukaryota; Fungi; Glomeromycota; Glomeromycetes; Glomerales; Glomeraceae
Source: the annotation of a GenBank genome assembly